This is a messenger RNA of Saprolegnia parasitica CBS 223.65, 980 nucleotides long. RefSeq lists its product as hypothetical. The transcript has a single exon. Bases 33 to 896 code for a protein of 287 amino acids. Gene Ontology annotation, molecular function: transmembrane transporter activity. Lineage: Eukaryota; Oomycota; Saprolegniomycetes; Saprolegniales; Saprolegniaceae. Gene Ontology annotation, biological process: transmembrane transport. The record is from RefSeq and is a predicted model, not a curated record.
AACGUCGCAAGCAGUGGCCGACCGAGCGAGCCAUGCCGAUGGAAUGGAUCGACAUCGUCAAGGACCUGUGCGCGGGCACGGUCGGUGGCGUCGCGGGUAUUGUCGCUGGCCACCCGCUCGACACGAUCAAGGUCCGGCUGCAGACGCAGGCGCAGCGUGGCAGCGUCGUCGCCGCGUUCCGCUCGAUUGCAGCGAAGGAAGGUUUCCGCGGCUUCUACAAGGGCAUGGUGUCGCCAAUCGUGUCGAACGCGCCGAUCAAUGCGGUGGUGUUUGCGAUCUACGGCCAAGCUUCGCGGGCGCUGGCGGGUGACGCGCCGCUAUCGCCGGGGCAGCAGUACCUCGCCGGCGCACUGGCUGGGUUGGCCCAAGUGACCUUUUCGGCGCCGGCCGAGCUCGUCAAGAUUCAAAUGCAAGUCGACACGCGCACGUCUGCCUCGAGCUCGUUUGCAUGCGCGCGCCAGAUCGUACGGCAGCACGGCGUGUCCCGCGGCCUCUACCACGGGUGGCAGCUCACGAUCCUUCGGGACGUGCCCGCGUUUGGCUCGUACUUUUUCACGUACGAAGUCGCAAAGGAAAUGCUGAGCGACGGAAAGGACGCGUCGACGAUGACGCUGCUGCUCGCAGGCGGCAUCGCAGGCUCCAUGUCGUGGAUCCUCACGCAACCCGUCGACGUGCUCAAGACGCUCGUGCAAAGCCAGCGCCUCGAUGCCAUGACAUCGAUACAGAGUGUGUUUCAAGACAACCUCCAGCGCGACGGUCCUCGAUUCUUGACCAAAGGGUUCACAGCCACGGUCCUCCGCGCGUUCCCUGUGAGCGCCGUGACCUUCCUCGUCUACGAGCGCACGAUGGAGAUGAUGCACAUUCCGGACGCGGAGAACGCGCUCCACCUCUUGUAAGAUGCCAGCAACGCAUGUGCUGCGUUAAUACGAUUACAAGUAGAUAGACGCCCGCAUGUGGCAUAAGAAUAAAUAAGAAAUAUC